CUUUAUUCUCACCAACAAAUUAAGUGAAAAACAAAGCACUACAAAAGAAAUCAACCAAACACAUCCAAUUUUUUUUUUUCAAUUUUUCCCAUAAAAUCAUUAUGUCGAACAUGCAGGAAACCAAGGCCAAGGCUGAGGCUAAAGCCGAAGAGAUGUCACAAUGUGCUAAGGACACAGCUACUGAAGCCAAGGAUAGGACUGUUGAUGCUGCUCAUUCAGCAACUGACUCAGCAAUCGAAACCAAAGAUAAGACCGUUGAUGCUGCUCAUUCAGCAACUGAUUCAGCAACCGAUUCUAUCCAACAUGGAAAGGAUCAAAGUGCUGGAUUCCUCCAGCAGACUGGGGAGCAAAUGAAGAGCAUGACUCAAGGUGCUAUGGAAACUGUGAAGAGCACACUUGGAGUGAGUGACAAGAAGUGAAAAAUAAUACCCAAAGCCUUUAAUAUUCAUUGGAUUAUUACUCAAUAAUAUUAUUAAUAUUAUAUUAUUAAUUGGUUAAUCUUUUUCCCUUUUAAUUUUUCUUUUAUAUUUGUAAUAAAUGUCAUGAUGAGUUACUCCUUUGAGAAAUUGUAUAAUAAAAUUUCCAGCAAGUAAUUCAAAAAA
Messenger RNA from Cannabis sativa, 602 nucleotides. RefSeq names its product late embryogenesis abundant protein 2-like. Bases 102 to 419 code for a protein of 105 amino acids. The transcript has 3 exons. NCBI's taxonomy places the organism in Eukaryota, Viridiplantae, Streptophyta, Magnoliopsida, Rosales, Cannabaceae. The record is from RefSeq and is a predicted model, not a curated record.